This is a messenger RNA of Saccharomyces paradoxus, 672 nucleotides long. RefSeq names its product Scm3p (gene SCM3). The coding region runs from base 1 to 672 and encodes 223 amino acids. Gene Ontology annotation, molecular function: histone binding. The transcript has a single exon. The record is from RefSeq and is a predicted model, not a curated record. Gene Ontology annotation, cellular component: nucleus. Lineage: Eukaryota; Fungi; Ascomycota; Saccharomycetes; Saccharomycetales; Saccharomycetaceae.
AUGAAAACCAGUAAGAAGAUCUCUAAGAAAAGAAGCCUGAAAAAUCUUCAUGGUGCCUUAAAAGGGCUAUUGAAAGAAUCCAGCAAGAAGAGUGAGGUCAAAGUACGAAAACAUCGCGAUUGCAACCCUGUUCCUCAAGUAUGUACGCCAAUUAUCGAAAAACUGAAGACGAAAAAGAGUGAUGAAAAUUCACGGCCAAUUGCUGAAAGAAAUGGUCAUGUAUAUAUAAUGUCCAAGGAAAACCACAUCAUACCCAAACUAACCGACGAUGAAGUCAUGGAACGCCACAAACGAGCAGAUGAAAACAUGAAAAAAGUGUGGUCCAACAUCAUAAGUAAAUAUGAAUCUAUUGAAGACCAGGGCGACCUCAUAGACCUGAAAACUGGUGAAAUUGUUGAAGAUAACGGACACAUCAAGACGUUGACGGCCAAUAACACCACUAAAGAUAAAAGAACAAGGUACACAAGUGUGCUCACGGAUAUCAUCGACAUUAGUGAUGAGGAAGAUGGAGAUAAAAAUGACAAAUGUACCUUGUGGGCUAACGAUAGUGAAGCAAGCGAUUCAGAUGUUGAUGCUGAAAAUGAAAAUGAAGAUGAAAAAGACGAGAAUGUGAUAGACAUAGAUUUCAAGAAGUAUGAAGCCAAACUCUCGAAAAGGACAUUACGAGAUUAG